Messenger RNA from Gaeumannomyces tritici R3-111a-1, 363 nucleotides. RefSeq lists its product as hypothetical. The transcript is spliced from 3 exons. Bases 1 to 363 code for a protein of 120 amino acids. The record is from RefSeq and is a predicted model, not a curated record. Lineage: Eukaryota; Fungi; Ascomycota; Sordariomycetes; Magnaporthales; Magnaporthaceae.
AUGGUUCCCGGCGCGUUAAUCCCGGGGGAAGCCGUAUUGUUGUUAUUGGCGGUUUGCGGGGUGCUUUCGGGAGGUUGGAACGAAGCCCGGCCCCGGGGCUUGGGCGUUUGUUCGCCGUUGGUUAUAAUUGCGUCCAAUAAAAAGGGUUUAAUGGAAGUGCGUUGGCUUUUGUCCGAGCUAUUUUUUGGUGGUUUUUUUUCGGGCUUGGAUUUGUUGCAAAAAGUUAGCGAGGUUUUUUUGGGUGGAUUCGAUUUGUUGGGCGAGGCUAUUAAGGGCUUGCUAAAAGGUAGCUUUGUAUUGCUAGCUUGUUUGGGUAAGGAUAAAACGCGUAAAAUUGCGCGCGUGGUCCAGGUUUUCGGUUAG